This is a messenger RNA of Neoarius graeffei (lesser salmon catfish), 1922 nucleotides long. It is a transcript of the gene scdb, whose product is annotated as stearoyl-CoA desaturase b. Gene Ontology annotation, molecular function: palmitoyl-CoA 9-desaturase activity; stearoyl-CoA 9-desaturase activity; iron ion binding. The transcript has 6 exons. Bases 194 to 1201 code for a protein of 335 amino acids. NCBI's taxonomy places the organism in Eukaryota, Metazoa, Chordata, Actinopteri, Siluriformes, Ariidae. Gene Ontology annotation, cellular component: endoplasmic reticulum membrane. Gene Ontology annotation, biological process: response to fatty acid; unsaturated fatty acid biosynthetic process. The record is from RefSeq and is a predicted model, not a curated record.
CCAAUGAGACUAGGUGGCAUCUGUCGCCUCCCAACCAAAUGCAACAGUUAUAACCGUGAACUAUCUAAAUAGAAUGAGGGGCUUAGGUAAGUAAGUUGAAUAAAGCAGGCUGUGAACCACUCUUCUGAUAUAGAGCUCUUCUUGUAGCCUACUUUAACUCGCAUUUACAGACACUACAGGCCAAAUUGAAAAUAUGACUGAUACAGAAAAGAGGGAUGGCAACUCAACCAGGCAACGAAUAAUACCUGAGGAAGAUGGCGAAACAAUGUGGGUAGAUGAUGCUUUUGAUGAAUCCUACAAAGAGAAAGAGGGCCCAAUGAUUCCACUGGAGAUAGUAUGGAGAAAUGUUGUGGCGGUGUCUUUACUGCACAUCGGAGCUGUUUAUGGACUGACCAUGAUCCCUUCUGCUAAAGCACUUACACUAUUAUGGGCAUGGGUGUGUUUCAUGAUUAGUGGCCUGGGAGUGACAGCUGGGGUACAUCGACUCUGGAGCCACAGGUCCUAUAAAGCUAAACUGCCAUUAAGAAUCUUCUUAGCCAUUGCAAACUCUAUGGCCUAUCAGGAUGAUAUCUAUAAGUGGUCUAGAGACCACAGAGUCCACCACAAGUAUUCAGAGACCAGUGCAGACCCACAUAAUGCUAUGAGAGGCUUCUUCUUUUCUCAUAUGGGCUGGCUGAUGGUACGUAAGCACCCAGAUGUCAUUGAAAAAGGGAAAAAGCUGGACCUCAGCGACCUCAAGGCAGAUGGCAUCGUUAUGUUCCAGAGAAGGUAUUAUAAGCUCUCUGUAGUGGUAAUCUGCUUCCUCAUUCCCACACUGGUGCCGUGGUACUUCUGGGAGGAAAGCAUGUUGGUGGCCUACUUCAUCCCAUGCCUGCUAAGAUACACUAUUGUCCUUAAUCUCACCUGGCUGGUUAAUAGUGCUGCCCACAUGUGGGGAAUGAGACCCUAUGACCACAACAUCAACCCCAGAGAGAACAAAUUCGUUGCCUUGGGUACUUUAGGGGAAGGCUUCCAUAACUACCAUCACACAUUUCCAUAUGACUAUGCUACCAGUGAAUAUGGCAGUUGGCUGAACUUCACCAAGGUGUUCAUUGAUUUUAUGUGCUAUAUUGGCCUUGCCCAAGACCGCAAGAAGCCAUCUCAUGACACAGUCAUGGCUCGGAUUCACCGCACUGGUGAUGGCAGUCACAAAAGUGGCUAAAUUAUUUCUAACAUUUCAAAAGCCAAAGUGCAUCAUGGGAAGCUAAACUAAUAUCUAAAUAUAUUUGUGCCUCAAAGUGUGCAGUGAAGAUCCUAGUAUUAUCUCCAGUAAAUUAAGAAUUCUUGUCUUAAUUACACAGACUAAGGACCACUGUUUAAUUAUUUUUGGCAAAUUUUAUGAUGAAACUGUGUACUUUAGCACUGCACAGUUUAAUUUGGAAACAUGGCUCGCUCUAACUGUAACAGUAGUAGUAAUAGUAUUACUUAAACAGUGCAUUCAGGUAAACCUAACUGAUAUCACUGUUUGUUUAGAAUGUAAAAUUCACAUUGACUUAAAGUCAUUCUGAUAAACUAUGCAAGCUAUACAGUUACAGCUUAUAUAACAUCACAAAUGUGCUAUUACUCCCUAUGGCACCUUUGGUUUAUAUUCAAGUUGCCAUAAAGUGAUGAAAGUGAAAGAAGUGACAGAACUGAUAGAAGAAACAAGAUUUCAAAGCAACAGAUACUCUGAUACUGUUGAUUUGCACACUGACACUUCUUUGAAAUUCAAUACCCCAUUUUAUGUUGAAAUAGACAACUAUGCUGGCCUUCAGAUUUCAAUUUAUAUAAACAAAAAUGCUAUAUAAAUUUAAAUUUUAUCGUUAAUAGUUUAACAUUGUAUGACCUAUCCAGAACACUGAAAAUAUCUUAUUUUGAUUCCACUGCAUGAAAAGUAAAUAUAU